Messenger RNA from Arabidopsis thaliana (thale cress), 3513 nucleotides. RefSeq names its product Putative serine esterase family protein. The transcript is spliced from 15 exons. Lineage: Eukaryota; Viridiplantae; Streptophyta; Magnoliopsida; Brassicales; Brassicaceae. The coding region runs from base 753 to 3161 and encodes 802 amino acids. The record is from RefSeq and is marked reviewed.
AAAAAGACACAUAGUAAUUGGUGUCGUCGCAUGAACAUUCAUCCUUUACCCGACAAACACAAUAAAAAAUCUGACUUUUUUGUUUAAACUCUUUUAUAAAAAAGAAUAAAAAAGUUUCGUUGAAUCCCUCAAAACUUUUUGGUUCCUUACAAUCGUCAUUUGUAACUUUCCCAGAUCCUCUCCCUUUUAUUGCAUCUCUGUUCUUUUAGCUCAGGGUUUGUCUGUCGUGCAAAAAGCAAACCCUAAAUCAAAUCUGGGUUUCGUCUAUCUGAUUCGUCAGAUCUAAAGUCUCAAGGCCCACCAUCGUCUUCUUUUUUUGAACUCUCUGCUCUGCUUUGCUCUGCCUUUGGUUUUCUUUUUUUCCAUUUCGAGAUUGGGAUUUUAGCUUUUGACCUAAUUUUGUUGUCGGAGACGACUUUAUGUAGCUCUAGUUUAAAUUCGUUAUCAAGAUUCUUGCUUUAAUGUCCGAACAGAGAUAUCUACAUUUUAUUUUCUCUUACUUUGGUUACUGUGUUGAUUAUUCUAUAUGAGAUGAACACUCUAGUGUUAAUCGAAAUUGAAAAGUUUGCAUCUUUUCAUCUGCAGCUGCUUGGUUGGCUUUGAGGUUUCACUUCAAAGAGUUUGCAUCUGCUAAUGUAGACAAGUUUUCGUGGAGAUAUGAGAUUUCCAACAAAUAGUCCCCUACUGGUUCAGGAUAUCAUUGUCCUGAAAACAAACAUCCAAAGUUUUAGAAGGUGAUGUGAGUUCUCCAUAUGUUACGCCGUCUUGGAUGGUUAAUUGGACUGAGCCAAAGAAGUAGGCAAACAAAGUCGAUUGAUGCUGAGCCUUACGUAGCCAGGGUUAAGCCAGUGCUAAUGAUCGACACUGUUCAGGAGAUUGCUAUCUAUAUCCAUAGGUUUCAUAACCUUGAUCUUUUCCAGCAAGGAUGGUAUCAAAUAAAAAUCAGCAUGAGAUGGGAGGAUGGUGACAACAACUCCUGUGGAAUUCCUUCACGAGUUGUUCAGUAUGAAGCGCUUGAUUCAACCUCAAACGACUCAUAUGGAGUGUGGAAGAUAGAUGAUAAGGAUAGUAGUUUCUUAACACAGCCCUUCCGCAUUAAAUAUGCAAGGCAGGAUGUUCGUCUCUGCAUGAUGGUCUCAUUUACUAUGCCUCUGGAAAGAUAUGAGGGGUCAGCUACAUCGGCUGUUAUAUUGAAGUUUGAGCUUUUGUAUUCUCCAAUCAUGGAGGAUAUACCUGUGACACAUUCAGAUGCUUGUGCUGCGGCAGUGCAUGAAUUUCGUAUUCCUCCUAAAGCUCUUUCAGGCGUGCAUUCUUACUGUCCAGUGCACUUUGAUACCUUUCACGCGGUUCUUAUCGAUGUAAGUGUCCACGUCAGCGUCAUGAAAUCCGCUGCUUACAAACGGCCUGCAAUUUUAUCAAGUGAUGCGAGUAAUGGUAAAAAUUUGACCAGUGGCAAUAUUCAGUCUUCCAAAAAAGCCUUUACUCAAAUCGCUUCUGCUGACAAGAAGCUGGUGUCAUUUGUAAAAGCCUUACUCGGAGCUCGUGACACUUUGCUUGAAGAAAUGCAAAGGCUUAGCAAAGCAGUUGGUCAAACAGUUGACUUGUCUGAGUUUGUAUCCAGUAUGGACAAUGCUCUUUUAUCUGACUCAGGUUCAACGGGAAAAUCUGUUGAAGUUGAAGGUUCAGGACAAGGCAAGCUACAAAACAAUCUUGAGAAGUUGAAUGGCCCAUUUGAUUUAGCAAGUGAUGACUGGCUUCACAACUUCUCAAAGGAGCAUCUAUCUCGCACAUUCCACUUACUGGGCACCCAGCUCCAUUAUCUAUGGAAUACCUUUCUGACAUUGCACCGGGAUAAUUACACAAAAAUCUUGGAAUAUCUUCGCGAUAUCUGGACUAAAGAUCGAAGAGCGGAAUGGUCAAUAUGGAUGGUGUACUCCAAGGUUGAAAUGCCACAUCAUUUUAUAAGUGGAAUGGAGGACAUUUCAAACCAUAGUUCACACAAAAGAGUCUCGACUGGGUUGAAGCUGAAUGAUCCUGCACAAGUUGCAUCCACCCGCGCUGAACUUCACCGUCGAAGUAUUGCACAAAUGCGGAUAAACAACCGGGCAAUACAAGACAUGCAUAUAUUUGGUGAUCCUAUGCGGGUUCCUAUAGUUAUAAUUGAACGUGUUUGGAAUGCACCAAGGCGUACGUUCAGUGAUAAUUCGUACAUGAGACAUGUUGAUAGAAUCGAUUCUAGCUUACUUAAUGGGCAUGAUGAUGAGAGUGGGACGAAAAAACAUAUUAACCCACAGCAUACUGGGCGUGAGCUGAAGAUUGUUGUUUUUGUUCAUGGUUUCCAGGGGCAUCACUUAGACCUAAGGCUUAUCCGGAAUCAGUGGCUCCUAAUUGAUCCAAAGAUAGAGUUUCUCAUGUCUGAGGCAAAUGAGGAGAGAACACAUGGCGAUUUUAGGGAAAUGGGUCAGAGGCUUGCGCAGGAAGUUGUUUCUUUUUUCAAGAGGAAAAAGGAUAAACAUGCGAGAUACGGGCGCUUGAAAAACAUCAAGCUGAGUUUUGUUGGACAUUCAAUUGGUAACGUCAUCAUCAGAGCUGCAAUAGCUGAUAGUUUGAUGGAUCCAUACAGGAAGUAUUUUCAUACAUAUAUAUCGCUUUCGGGUCCACACUUGGGUUAUCUAUACAGUUCAAAUUCCUUGUUUAAUUCUGGACUUUGGCUCCUGAAGAAGUUAAAGAGUACUCAGGUUAUUCAUCAGCUUACACUCACAGAUGAUCCUGAUCUCCAGAAUACUUUCUUUUACAAGCUCUGCAAGCAAAAGACGUUGUGCAGUUUCAAGAAUAUAAUUCUCCUGUCUUCGCCUCAGGAUGGGUAUGUUCCAUAUCACUCAGCUAGGAUUGAGUCAUGCCAACCAGCUUCUUUCGACAACUCAAAAAGAGGUGUUGCUUUCUUGGAGAUGCUUAAUAACUGUAUGGACCAAAUACGUGGGCCAUCCCCUGAAACUCCGCACCACCAGAGAGUGUUCAUGCGCUGUGAUGUCAACUUCGACACAACCUUGUAUGGUCGUAACCUGAACUCAUUCAUCGGCCGUGCUGCUCACAUCGAGUUUUUGGAGUCUGAUGUCUUUGCAAGAUUCAUAAUGUGGUCAUUCCAAGAUCUAUUCCGCUGACAAAUCUUGGUUUGUGGAGAUAUGUUUUGAGAUAGAUCAGAAAGAUACAACCAAAAAAAAAAAAAACUGUUGUAUAUUAAGUAGGACAAUUCUUUGGUUAGUUUUUGUGCACUCGCCAGCGGAAGAAGUUAUCAAGUAUACGUUACCUCAACUUGUAGGAAGUUAUUAGUUUUUUUUACUUUUGAGAUUAAUUUACUAUCUGCUAAUGACGUUUGCUCUAUCAAAUAAAAAAACAAAAAUGUAAAAUAUGUAUUCCUAUGCUUAGGAAGAUAUUAAGAAUUGCCGACUUCUUUCAGAAAAAAAAUACAAGUUUAUUGUUCGAACCAAUGCAGAGAAGCAGUAUUGUCUGCUU